Messenger RNA from Drepanopeziza brunnea f. sp. 'multigermtubi' MB_m1, 963 nucleotides. RefSeq lists its product as uncharacterized. Lineage: Eukaryota; Fungi; Ascomycota; Leotiomycetes; Helotiales; Drepanopezizaceae. The record is from RefSeq and is a predicted model, not a curated record.
AUGGCAACAAGUGCAAGCAACGAUCAACUGAAAAGCAGCCAUCUAUUCGAUGUUUCCAACUUCUCAGCUCUUAUCACUGGAGGCGGAUCCGGAAUUGGCCUCAUGAUUACAGAGACUUUAGCUGCCAAUGGAGCCAAGGUCUAUAUUACAGGUCGACGCAAGGAGGCCUUGGAGACUGUAGUCAAGGAGUAUAACACCGGGCCUGGGAAGAUCAUCGCUUUGCCUGGCGACGUCUCCAAGAAAGACGAAGUUGCAAGACUCGUCAAGGAGAUUGAGUCCCAAGAGCCAAAUGGCAUUCAUCUCCUAGUCAACAAUGCCGGUAUUGCCAGAGAUGACAAUACCAAGUACUCGAAUAGCAAGCCCGACUUCAAGUCUGCCCAAUCCAUCUCCGAGCACCUCAUGAAGUCUGACCCUCAAGCCUGGGCCGAAACAUUCUCCACGAACGUCACUUCGCAGUUCUUCGUCUCUGCCGCUUUCCUUCCCUUGGUAAGUAACGUGGACGCCCAAUACUACCCACUUCAAGUUAUCCCAAUAUCACCAGGAGCCCGUGUUCUCGCCAAAUCCCUCGCCAGCACCCCCGGCUCCUCCCCGAGCAUCAUAAACAUAACUUCCAUCUCGGGCGUCAUGAAAGGCAGCAGCGCAGGCCAAUUCGCCUAUGCCUCUUCCAAAGCCGCCUUCCUGCACCUCACCCGUAUGAUGGCCACCACAUUUGCCGAAACCCACGUCAGGGUAAACAGCAUAGCGCCUGGUCUGUUUCCGUCAGAGAUGACGGUGGGCGGGAGUGAUGAGAGGCAGAAGAGCGAGCUGAAGAGCAAGGCGAGUAACCCCAGCGGACGGUAUGGGAGGGAGCAAGAUAUGGGGGCCUGUGUGCUGUUGCUCGCGGGGCCUGGAGGCGGCUUUUUGAAUGGCCAGGUUAUCUAUCCAGAAGGUGGGAAUCUUUUGGUACAGCCGGCUUGUGUGUAG